Centropristis striata (black sea bass) is the source of this 2708-nucleotide messenger RNA. It is a transcript of the gene mcl1b, whose product is annotated as MCL1 apoptosis regulator, BCL2 family member b. Gene Ontology annotation, cellular component: mitochondrial outer membrane. The coding region runs from base 151 to 1014 and encodes 287 amino acids. The record is from RefSeq and is a predicted model, not a curated record. NCBI's taxonomy places the organism in Eukaryota, Metazoa, Chordata, Actinopteri, Perciformes, Serranidae. Gene Ontology annotation, biological process: positive regulation of apoptotic process; intrinsic apoptotic signaling pathway in response to DNA damage; release of cytochrome c from mitochondria. Gene Ontology annotation, molecular function: protein homodimerization activity; channel activity; protein heterodimerization activity. The transcript is spliced from 4 exons.
GUUUCACUGCAACCCGGCCAUGGAUGAUAAGUAAAUGUUAGAGAAAGGGCUAGCUUAUUGAUUAACACAGGCUAGCAAUAAUUCUCUUUCAACCUUCUUUUGUUACGAAAACAAGUAAGCGUAAUAUUCGAGCUAAGCAACGAAAAGAAAAUGUUUCCGUCGACGAAAAGGGCCGCGUUUGGCGUAACGACCGGAGUUAUGGGCUUUAUUCUGCCUCAAAAUGGAGUCGUGGAGGGACCCAUGCACUACGGCUCGGGAGAUUCCUCUCCGCAGAUCGCAAUGGGUUCAUCUAAAGACUCAAACAAAGGGAAUGUGGGCUCAGGUGAUACACCGAAACGACCAAGGAACCUGGGAAAUGGGUUUGCAGCGAAAACCCUCCGGGAAAACAGCGACGAUCUCGACGACGGCUCAUUGCCGUGCACCCCGGAGCUGCAGUCAGACAGUGAAAUCGACGUCUCCAGUUGUCCAGCAGGGGACGAAGUCUUGGAGAGCGAUACGAGGCAACUCAUUAGCCGUUUCCUGAGAGACUUUACUGGACUUUCGAAACCUAAGUGGAAUGAAAGUAGAGCACUAUCAACAAUGAAAAGAGUCGUGGAGGACGUUUUGGAAAAACACAGAUACGCAUACAAUGGUAUGAUCAACAAAUUGUCAUUGGAUGACCGACCAGAUGAUGCCAGUUUUGUUAGUGCAGUAGCAAAGAGCCUGUUUGCAGAUGGAACAACCAACUGGGGCCGUGUUGCCAGCCUGUUGGCCUUUGGGGCAGUGGUGUGUCAGUACCUGAAGGAGAAAGACAGACAGAACUGUGUGGAGCUGGUGGGAAAGGAGAUCACCACAUACUUGCUAACUGACCAGCGGGACUGGCUGGUCCAAAACAAUGGCUGGGCUGGCUUUGUUGAGUUCUUUCGAGUAGCAGACCCAGAGUCCACAGUGAGGAACACACUCAUGGCCUUUGCUGGAUUUGCUGGAAUUGGGGCAACACUGGCCCUGUUGAUCAGUCACUGUGAUGUCAUGUGAGGACCAGGGAUCGCCGAUGCUCCCCACUCCAAUCAAACCUGUACCUGGAAGGAUGUUCUUCAGGCCAAAAAACUCACAAAGACUGUCUUAAUCCUGUUCUCCCAGCUCCUGAUUGAACACUGUGAUUCCUGGUAUUAUCCAUUUAACAGAAUGAAGCCCUCUUCCAAAACUCUGCAUCAGAUGGCACAAGUACUUUAUUACAUUUAUUGCACAGAUUUUUCUUUGAGUAAAAUUUACAUGCACUUUAAUAUCACUUUUUUUCCCCUCAGUCACUUACCUACAUUCUCUACUGUUGUGCACCUGUUCGAUUAUUUGUGGUUAAAGCUCCAAUUCACAAAAAUUACAAAAAAAGCCUUACAGUACAUGCAAAUUGUCUUGAAAUAUAUGUCUCUUAAGAUUCCUGCCUCCACCCUAAUACAGUACAGCAUUGAAAAAUUACAUUUAUUGUCAACUAUUUUCAUUGGAACUUUUUUUUUUACAGAAGAAGUAAUCCCAACCAAAUUUGAUCUCAGUAAAUCAGUAAUUGUAUGAGGAAAUUUAUGUUAAAGUUUAUAAUUUUUGGAUGCUCUGAGCUGGAAAAAAAAAAUAAUCCACUGAGCUUCGUUGUAUUCGUCUGACAGCAGAAGUUUUAGAGACGAAGAUCUCAAAACCUCAGCAUAUAAAACUAAAGCAUGGCUCAUUAUAAGCAGAGGUGAGCACAGGGAGACAGAGAAAAAUUGCUACGAUAAAUUUGGGGAUCAAAAUUGGUGACAUUAUUUUCAUGACGUGGUUUGUUAAUCUCUACGUCCAGUUAUUGUUUUACUGCCACGUUUUUGUGCCUGCACUUUAUAUUCAAUAACACGAUAAUUGUCCUUUUACACUUACACAGAGACUCAUUCAUGCAAACGUAUUAUUUUCACUAUGCUUAUUGACAUGUUGUAUAUGGUUGAUGAUUAAGGCCAUGUGAAAAUGUUUUUGUUUAUUUAUUUUUGAUAUUCUCAAAGAGUCCGAGUGCGGAGAUUAAAGUAAAAAAUUCUAUCUCUAAAUUCAGAAGUUGUACUUUUAAAAAUGAUCCUAUUAGAAUAUGUAAUUUUUUUAUUGUCCGAACAUAAAGUUUUAAUUUUUUCUCAAGUCUCAAUUUAUUUUAAAUCAGAAUUCUCAGCCGAUUUUGUUUUGUUUAAUUAGUAUGUUUAAUCGACAGCUCUGUUUAACUGAGUUUCUCCACAAAAAAUAAUGAAAAGGCAUCACUUUAAAUCUUAUGUUUAGAGUUAUGCUCAUAAGCUUCUCUGAUAUGUCUUCAUUUGGCCCUAAUGAUCUUCCAUAUUUUGUUUAUUUGUAGAAAGCAGAUUUCAUUUUAUUGAACAAAAAGUAAGCUUUAAGGCAGUUCUAUCACUGUAUGGAAAUGCUUCACUGUUUGCACUUUACUAAAUAUGUUAUGGUUGUAUUAUCCUGCAACUAAUGUGAAAAUAAGGAUUUCAUUUCACAAUGUUUUUCUUUUUUUUGCGAGAGAGAGAGAGAGAAACCUGAUGUUUAAAAUGUAUGGAAGAGAGUUAACUAUAAACUCUAAAAUGUAUAUUUUAAAAUUAUUUAUACAUAUGACAGACUGCAUAAUUUGAGUUUGAGGUGGAAUAUGUGAUUUAUUUUUUUGUGAGUAUAAGUAUAGCACAAUGUAUCCUAUGCUUUUUUUUAUUUUUUUGGUAAAACAGUUUCCAACA